This is a messenger RNA of Rhinichthys klamathensis goyatoka, 3000 nucleotides long. It is a transcript of the gene sv2a, whose product is annotated as synaptic vesicle glycoprotein 2A. Bases 537 to 2738 code for a protein of 733 amino acids. Gene Ontology annotation, cellular component: membrane. Gene Ontology annotation, biological process: transmembrane transport; chemical synaptic transmission. The transcript has 13 exons. The record is from RefSeq and is a predicted model, not a curated record. NCBI's taxonomy places the organism in Eukaryota, Metazoa, Chordata, Actinopteri, Cypriniformes, Leuciscidae. Gene Ontology annotation, molecular function: transmembrane transporter activity.
CAGAGAGUGCGAAGAGUGCAAAUCACGUGACGAUCGCCCAACCGUUUGGCUGAAAGAAAGUUGAGUGAGCGAUAGUCGGUUGGCCUAUCAAGAAUUUUAGGCUCGGCCAUGAAUACUAACUAGAUUACGUAACUGGACGCUCCAGGAAGGUUACCAUGCAACGUCAGUCUGCCUAUUAAUAUUAAUAAGUCUAGCGUUCGCCAUAGUAGGAGUCGUAAUUUUGCCUGUGUUGUAGGGUUGCACCCCGUUACACGUCACACGCGCCUUCGUUACAGGGUGAAGAUACAGGCAAUGUCACACAGCCCUCCUCAUCAUCACGACUAAAAAUUCACCGUAUCUUAUAUACAGUUAUUCUUGACAGCAUUUGGAAAAAAUAAUAACUGAAUCGCUCUGGCUGUCGUUUAGAGCUCUGUGCUCUAGUAGGUGCUGUCCAAGGUCCUGAACUUCUCUAGCCCAGCUUCACUCUACUACAUGCUAACAAGCAGCUCCUGACACCCGGCUCCAGCACUCUUUACAUCAACACACAACUUUCAACCAUGGAUGAGGGUUACAGAGAUCGUUCGGCCUUUAUUAAAGGCGCUAAGGACAUUGCCAAAGAAGUCAAAAGGCAUGCAGGUAAAAAGGUGGGCCGCCACGUGGACAAGGUGGCUGAUGAGUACACCAAACGCUCAUAUACUCGCUUCGAAGAGGAAGACGAUGACGACGACUACCCCGUACAGGCCCAGGACGGCAGCUACUACCGCAGCAAUAGCAGGGCCAAUGACGACGAAGGGGCUCACAGUGACUCUACAGAAGGCCACGAUGAGGAUGAUGAGAUCUAUGAGGGCGAGUACCAGGGCAUCCCCAGAAACGACUCAGUGGAAAAGGGUGACAGACAGGUGGACGGAGUGGGACAAUCUCAGUUCCGGGACGUAGCGCAGUAUGAAGGCGAGAGGAGGAAGGACCAGGAGGAGCUGGCACAGCAGUAUGAGACCAUCCUUCAGGAGUGUGGCCACGGCCGCUUCCAGUGGACCCUCUACUUUGUACUGGGUCUGGCUCUGAUGGCUGACGGCGUGGAGAUCUUCGUGGUGGGUUUCGUCCUGCCCAGUGCUGAGAAGGACAUGUGUUUGUCUGAGCCCAACAAAGGGAUGCUGGGUCUAAUUGUGUAUCUGGGUAUGAUGGUGGGUGCCUUUGUGUGGGGAGGUCUGGCUGACAGAAUCGGGCGCAGACAGACUCUUCUGAUCUCUCUCUCCAUCAACAGUGUCUUUGCUUUCUUCUCCUCCUUUGUCCAAGGAUACAGCUCCUUCCUGUUCUGUCGUCUGCUCUCCGGUGUGGGGAUCGGUGGCUCUAUUCCCAUUGUGUUCUCAUAUUACUCUGAGUUUCUGGCUCAAGAGAAGCGUGGUGAGCACUUGAGCUGGCUCUGCAUGUUCUGGAUGAUUGGAGGCAUCUACGCUGCUGCCAUGGCCUGGGCCAUCAUUCCCCACUACGGCUGGAGCUUCCAGAUGGGAUCAGCCUACCAGUUUCAUAGCUGGCGAGUGUUUGUGCUGGUGUGUGCGUUUCCCGCCGUCGCUGCUAUCGCUGCGCUGACCACCAUGCCAGAGAGCCCACGCUUCUUCUUGGAGAACGGGAAACAUGAUGAAGCUUGGAUGAUUCUGAAGCAGGUCCAUGACACCAACAUGAGGGCUAAGGGAUACCCGGAGAGGGUUUUCUCUGUCACCACCAUUAAGACGGUGAAACAGAUGGAUGAGUUGGUUGACAUGGGUGGAGAGGCCACAGCCUGGCACCAGCGCUGGAGGAUCAAGCUGACCAACCUCUUCCACCAGGUGUGGAGCAACUUCUUGACGGUGUUUAAUCCAGAGUACCGGAGGAUCACCUACAUGAUGAUGGCCGUGUGGUUUUCCAUGUCCUUCAGCUACUACGGGUUGACCGUUUGGUUCCCUGACAUGAUCAAAUACCUGCAGAAACAAGAGUACUCCUCACGCACAAAGGUCUUCAUCAAAGAGAAAGUGGAGCAUGUGACCUUUAACUUCACCCUGGAGAACCAGAUCCACCGGAAUGGAGAGUACUUCAACAACAAGUUCUUGAAUCUGAAGAUGAAGUCUAUGGUAUUUGAAGACUCCAUGUUUGAGGAAUGCUACUUUGAGGAUAUCACGUCAAGCAACACCUUCUUCAGAAACUGCACCUUUAUCUCCACCCUUUUCUACAACACCGACCUGUUCAAGUACCGGCUGAUCAACAGCAAACUCAUCAACAGCACCUUUCUGCAUAACAAAGAGGGUUGUAUGCUGGAUUUCAGCGAUGAGAACAACGCCUACAUGAUCUAUUUCGUCAGCUUCCUUGGCACACUUGCUGUCCUGCCUGGGAACAUUGUGUCUGCUUUGCUUAUGGACAAGAUCGGACGUCUAAGAAUGCUGGCGGGCUCCAGUGUGAUUUCCUGCGUCAGCUGCUUCUUCCUGUCAUUUGGAAACAGCGAAUCCGCUAUGAUUGCCUUGCUCUGUCUAUUUGGGGGCAUCAGCAUUGCAUCAUGGAAUGCCCUGGAUGUACUAACGGUGGAGCUGUACCCCUCGGACAAGAGAACUACAGCCUUCGGGUUUCUGAACGCCUUGUGUAAGUUAGCAGCAGUCCUGGGCAUCAGCAUCUUCCAGUCGUUCGUGGGCAUCACUAAAGCGGUGCCCAUCCUCUUCGCGUCGGGGGCUUUGGCGGUCGGAAGCUUCUUGGCUCUCAAGCUCCCCGAGACUCGCGGUCAGGUGCUUCAAUAGUGCGGUAUUCCAGCCAGCGGUUGGCAGCGUUUGAGUAGGGAAUGCCCGACUUUGUCGCCCCCAAACCCCAAACCCAGUCCGUGAGUGAGCAAUGCUGGAAGCAGCCAAAACAAACCCCACAUUUACAGAUAUCUUCAUUCCUCCAAUAUGUGCAAUUGCAUUAUUUCAUUUUAAUUUCAUUUCAUUCAAAUCCACAUGUAUAAAUAUGUUCCCUGCUGAUAUCUCAUUGUCUCACAGGAAUAUUGUGCGUGUGUGUGUGUGU